CUGAUUUGCUAAAACCGAGUUGGUUAUGUUUGUUUAUAUGUUACGUAAAUAAAGCUAUUCGGUAACUAAUUCAGUUCAUUUUUAUUAAUUGAACUUUGGACUUAUGCCGAUUGCUUGUCCAAUCUUACAUUUCUUAACUUUAUUGUUAACAGUGAUCAUAGUUUUCACUUGUGAACAUCAGUCACCUAUUAUAAUAGUGAAUACAUGGCCAUUUUCAAAUGCAACCGAUGCUGGAUGGAAUAUCCUUAGUCCAUCGAAUUCCAAAGUAUGUGGUUCAUCAAUAGAUGCUGUCGUUGCUGCAUGUACAAAUGCAGAAGAUGAUCCAAAUAUUGAAAGUGUCGGUUAUGGCUGUUCACCUGAUGAAAGUGGACACACUUUAUUAGACGCAAUGGUGAUGGAUGGUAAAACAAUGGAGGCUGGUGCGGUAGCAUCAAUGCCUGAUAUUCGACAAGCAUCCCAAGUGGCACGUGAUGUCCUAUUAAGCACCCAACAUACAUUACUAGUUGGGCCACUUGCAGCAGAAUUUGCAAAGUCAAGAGGAUAUAAACCAACUACGUUAGAUACGCCUAAAUCACAUGAUUUAUGGCUAAAAUGGAAAAACAAUAAUUGCCAACCAAAUUUUCGUAAGUCAUCAAAUUGGAUUCCAGAUCCUAAAAUAUCAUGUGGACCAUAUAGACGGAACGUUUCUGAUGUUAAUUUACUUGAAUCGAGUGAUCAACGUGUCAACAAAUUAGAUAUCAAUAAUCAUGAUACAAUUGGUGUGAUUGCUUUGGAUGCUUAUGGUUCAAUGGCUGUCGGUACAUCAACCAGUGGGUCAACAUAUAAAAUCCCUGGACGUGUUGGAGAUUCACCUAUUCCUGGAGCUGGUGGUUACGUCGUGAAUAAUGUAUCCAUAAAGUUUUAUUUUCAUUAAACCUUUUUAAUGGAUUGACUUGUAUCUCUGAUAAAAUCAAUAAUUUUGGUUUAUUAUAAUCGUAUUUUAAUGAAAGAUUGACUCUAUUAACAUAGUUUAGAUCACUGAAUAUUAGGUGUUUAAACUUCGGUGUUUUAUUAAGAACUUAUCUACUUUAUAAUGGUGGAAUGUCCAUUUCUUUGCGGAUGAAAAUCAUCACAAAAAACAGCAUGUUGGUAUAAGCUUUUAUGUCACUGUAAACAGUCAAUAUAACAAUCUUAGAGUUUGAGCGUAAUUUUUCUCUUGAUGAUCGCUAAUAUCUAAUAUACUCUUUUUUUGUUAUUAACGAAUAUUCAGUGUACUGUGAUUUGCUAUAGACUCCAAUAUUUGCGGAAACACUUUGAAACUUAACGGCGUACUUGAUGAAAGCUAAUUAAUCUUUAAGCUUUAAUCGACAUCUGGCCCCAUCCUAAAGCUUAUGUUUGUGAACGAAAUAACUCUUCCUUACGAAUAGAUUUCAAACAGUUUCGUUAGGUAUCUGAGGAUGAAAUGACCGGCACUAUUCAAUCGUAGUCUAGCUAACAUAAGUUUGUUAUUUCAACUGUGAAAAUAUCUAAAUCCAUCUAAUCAACGUCGAAUCGAGAGAACACUCACUUAGUUGACUUAUGAAUAAAGCCUUAGUUGAUGGAAUUUAACAUUAUCAUUACAAACAAGAUAGACAAAUUUUAAUGUAUAAAAAGUCAUAAUAAAAAUCAGUCUUUUAGUUUAUCAACAAAGAAUUACAAAUACAAAAUUGGUUGUAAUAUCUAGUAACUUAUUUACAAGAUGUAUUACAGCUGUCAUAGUUUGUUUGAAGCCUAAUUACUUGAAAAUUCGAUAAACUUUUUAUCCAGUAUGUAUAAUAAUUGUAUUGUAUUUUGAAUUUGUUAAGAUUGGUGGUGCUGUUGCUACUGGUGAUGGAGAUCUUAUGAUGCGCUACCUAUUGAGUUUUCAAGUCGUUGACUACCUUCGUCAAGGAAUUGGUCCAAAUGAAGCUUGUAAAAGAGCUUUGCAAAGCGUGAGAUCGGUAUAGUACUUAUUUACUUCAAUAUGAAGUUUCUACUAAAAUUUAAUGUGAUCAGUCAUUUCUGUAUAAAAUCCCUUUUCAAACGUAUUCAAUAGUCUUAAGAAUUUGCAGGCUUUAAUCAAUUAACUCACUAUAUGAAGUGGUUAUAUUGACGUUUCAACAUAAAUGAUCUUGGUGAUCGUACGUGUCUUAGAUUGUAAUUUUCAGUCAAGUAAUCAUUAUUUUCAUUGUGACUAGGUAAUUUCAAAGAAAAUUGGCAUUUUAGGUAACAAAACUCAGAAUCGACUGUGAUAUUUACCUUAAUCCUGCGAUUCAAUAUUAUUUGGUACUUUUUAUUCCUCAAAAUCGUCCCUUCUUUCCGAAUUUUGUUUUCCAAAGCUGUCUUUUGGACUUAUUACUUGGUCUGUUUUGCUGAUUUUUUGUUAUACUGAUGUCUUACAACAAUUUGCGUGAACCCACACUGAUCCCAAGCCCUAUGUUGAUUUUGACUGAUUGAUUUGUGGUUUCCGAUAACUACAUCUCAACGGCCCCAUUCUAGUACCUUGCGAUUCCCUAAAAGACUAGAUGGAAAUAACGCAAAAAUUUAUGAAUUUGAAUCAUAACUAUGUAAGUUCGACCAUGUACUUUCCCAGUAACACAAGUCAGAGUAGUUGGAGAAGCGAUAUGUGUGGUAUAUAUCUUACUUUUGCCUGUAGUUCCAAGAACAUAACCUCAUCGAAUGAUUCGAUCAACUACCUUGAAAACCGGCGCACAUCUCUAUCAUCUUCCACUCCACAUGAAUGACAUGCUUAGACUUUUUGGAUCAAGCAACUUACAUAUACAUGGCUUACACCUUCAACAAUUGCUUCGCAGAGGUGCACUAUGACCGGAAUAAAUAUCGAGUGAUGUGCUCAUAUUUCUAUUUGAACUCAAAUAUUUUUCCAGGACCAUAUUUAGCAUUAUCUGAAGAAAAGCUGGAGCUUUUUGUAUUCAUUUGGGGAUUGUAUCAGAGAUCAAGUCCUUGGAAAUAAUGGAUAUCUCCAAAUAGGGAAAAUCAAUUAAUAUAGUAAACCACAUCAUUCUCUAUUCCUAAAUCGGGUUAGUUCGAGACCAUCCUUACAAAUUUGAUAGGUACAAAUAAAGGGCAAUCAGUUUAAUAUCAAUGAAUCUCUUCAAUAAAGUUGAAUUGGAAUAAUGAGAUUGAAAAUCUAUGUACCAUUUAGCGUUAUUACCUCGGAUAAUGAUUCUUAAUAGAUAUUAACAGCACAACGUAACUAAGAUGAUUAGGAGUAUUUGAAUUAUAGUAUGUACUAAGAAUCCUAGAAAUAACGUAAUUGGAUCAAGAAGUACUCGAUAAGCACAAACGAAUGUACUGUAUUUAGAAUUCGAAAUCAAGCAUUUGACAAGUACAAAGGAAUUAUUAGUUCAUUCAAACACCACAGGAACGUCGAAUAAAUAGUCUUUGGCAACAAUAUGCUUUUUCAGGGUACAAAUUAAAUUGAACAACGUCAUAGGACCUCUCAACCUACAGAAUCGAAGUCUACUUUCCUGCCCAGUAAAACAAUCAGUAUAAGUCACUGACAAGCUUGCCCGUGUAAUGUAACAUAAAGAUGUAAAAAUAUUUGAUCAGUAUGUUCUUUUUUUUUAAAGUCAGAAUUUCGUCCAGCGUUUUUACGUCAAUGAAUCGCCUAACUUGAAGCAAAAAUCGUAAAUUUGGGGGUGAUGAUUAACAUCGAGAACCAGAACGUAACACACUGAUUACUACCUAGCAUUUAACUUUUUCGAUUAACUAUCACUUUGUUAGUAGAUUAGAAAUAAUAAGUCAUUAUGAACAAUUGCAAAUAAUUACAACAAGAAAUUGUUUCAUUCGUUGUGUGAUUGAAAACAUUAUUAUAUUAAAUAGAUGGAAAUCUAUUCAGUUACGUAAACAUUUAUGGUAAAACUGAUUUAUUCUACUACUGAUAUAUUUACAAAUCCAUGAUACUUAUUUGAUAAUAAUUGAUCCACAUAACUCAAAGUACUGUACUAAAGUUGAAUCAUUUAUAUUGCUUAGCCAAAAAAAUGGUAUGGAGCUUUAGUCGCUCUUACAAGUCAAGGUGAACAUGGAUCAGCUUGCGUAGGAUUCGCUAAUUUCAAGUACAGUGUUCGAGCUUCGUGGAUUGGUAAUCAAACUAAAAUAAUUGCUGUAUCUUGUACUGAAUUAAAUGAAUGAUGAACAAAUAUUUUCACAUGAAUGACUAUUUAAUUGAUUGGCUUAUUUUUUUUUCAAAUCAAUGUAUUUCAAGCUUUCUUUCCCUGUAAUUUGUGAUACAAAGUUACUUUAGAAUAAAAAAAGGGUUUUCUUUUAAUUAAUAAUGGAAGAGGCAAUAGUGACUAUACAAUAUGAAAUGUAACAACAAUGAUUCAUGAAUAAUGCAUCCAAAGGAUUUGUGAGAAAUAAUAAAGUUCUACUAAAAAGACAACUCUUUUUAUCGAAACUGAAAUUAUUAAGAUUAUAAUUCAUUUUGAGACGUACUAAUAAGAACAUCUACCCUAAUUAUUUCUUAAUUCUCAUUUAUCAUUUCUUAUGUAUAAUACAGUCAGUCAUCUACAACAAAGGAUUAUGCACAUAUAUGCAUAGGUCAAAGUUACCAUACAUAACUGCCACAACACGAUGAACACCAAAUAGAUAGAAGUAGUUAUCUCAAUGGUAGUAAUAUAUAAAAGAAAUAUUGCAUAUAAGGAUAAAAUACAGGGAGAAAGAAUUAGUUCGUAGAAAUGAAGGUAUUCAGCAAUUUUCAUUUCACGGUAUAAGGGAAGACAAAGAAUGUAUACACCUAAUUAAUUGUGAUCGAUCCUGAACCAUGUCACCCAGAGUCUCUAACCAUUGGUGAUUAGCAUGCCUGUGUUCUAAAGCCUGACGAAUGGUGAAUAUGUGGUAGAUGGAUCUACUACCAACUCCGCCUGGAGUCCCUCCGGGGGCUACUGCCGGUCCAAAGCCCGGAUAAAGGAGGAGGGUUGGGCAUGGGGUUAGCGUCCCCAUCCC
This is a messenger RNA of Schistosoma haematobium, 4962 nucleotides long. RefSeq lists its product as uncharacterized. The record is from RefSeq and is a predicted model, not a curated record. Bases 104 to 913 code for a protein of 269 amino acids. The transcript has 3 exons. Gene Ontology annotation, cellular component: lysosome. Gene Ontology annotation, biological process: protein deglycosylation. Lineage: Eukaryota; Metazoa; Platyhelminthes; Trematoda; Strigeidida; Schistosomatidae. Gene Ontology annotation, molecular function: N4-(beta-N-acetylglucosaminyl)-L-asparaginase activity.